AUGUGUGCAUCUAAGCUGUUACAGACGGUACAACGUGACCAGGAGUUCACAAAACUCCAAACUGAACUUAAAAAUGAGUUCGAAUCUGAUAUAUCGGUUGGUGGUCCUGUAUUCCGUAGGGUAGUAGAGAACACAUUUGCAGCUAUAGAAAAUGCCGAUACAGGAGAGUCACCAGUUGAAUUGAAUGCCGAAUGCAUAGUCAUGCUGGAAGACAUAGCUAAAACAGGACGUUGCGCAUACCCAUGGCCCAUAGUUAAACUACUGCUACUUGUAGUAUGGAGCCGGCUAUUUGACGAGGUAUAUGCUUCAGAAACUGCUAAUGGAGAUGUACUUGUUGAACCAAAGGACUACUCAGAUGAACGGUGCUACUGCCUUUCGAUACUGGCAGCCUUCGAACGGGAGCCAUUAACAUUGCAACGCCUGGCAGAGAUACCGAUAAAUCAACCUUAUACCAAGGUUGGAAAGCUUAUGCACGCUUUUAGAAAGGUCAUACAAGUCCGCGAAAUGUUAACAAAAGAAACAGACAAGGCAGGGGGAAAUUUCUGCCCAGAAGAAAUAAAAGAAUCUGAUAUAAUCAAACGGACAAUGGAUGUCAUAGCAUAUUGGGGAAAGACACUAGAAAAUCCUUUGAGACAUACAUGGGAUGAUGACCUAUGGCUGGGUCUGUGGGACUCUAGUGACACAACUCAACCGGUCCAGACCAAACGGCCUCUGGAAGCAUAG
Molecule: messenger RNA, 723 nt
Organism: Babesia sp. Xinjiang
Lineage: Eukaryota; Apicomplexa; Aconoidasida; Piroplasmida; Babesiidae
Exons: 1
Coding region: 1-723 (240 amino acids)
Biological process (GO): protein dephosphorylation
Cellular component (GO): cytoplasm; protein phosphatase 4 complex; nucleus
Molecular function (GO): protein phosphatase regulator activity
Source: RefSeq, a predicted model, not a curated record